Messenger RNA from Fomitopsis serialis, 2025 nucleotides. Its product is annotated as P-loop containing nucleoside triphosphate hydrolase protein. Gene Ontology annotation, molecular function: ATP hydrolysis activity; ATP binding. The transcript is spliced from 8 exons. The record is from RefSeq and is a predicted model, not a curated record. Bases 1 to 2025 code for a protein of 674 amino acids. Lineage: Eukaryota; Fungi; Basidiomycota; Agaricomycetes; Polyporales; Fomitopsidaceae.
AUGCCUGCACCUGUAGAAGCGGAACCAUGCGUAUACAUCAGCUCUCCUAGUCUGCAGGUCAAGCGGGUCGAUCACGUCUAUCACAGGCAUUCAUGCAUGUGGUCAUACGAGGAUACGAAGCUCCAGGAUACCCCGCAUGUGUUGCAUGGUGGAAAGACGUCGAAUGGCUCCGACGUCUGGCAGUCCUUCUGUUUCGUGGUAGUGCGCCGGAUGCCCACAUGUGCAGGAGAAGAGCCGACCGUCGCAGUAACAAUCAAGAGUCCGUACUUGAGAGCAGCUUGUCAGGACGUCAUUGGUGAGAUCGAGGGCAUCUCGUGGACGGCCGACCCUCUCGAGCUUCCAGUCGAUCUGUUGAUCCAAGCAUUCCCCAAGCUCGUAAAGUACCGCCAAGGAUUUGAAGGCAGAGCGGGCCGCUCGAGCGAUGACGGCAAGGUGCUCGCCAGCCUCGAGGUCCUCAUCAACUACUUGCGCGAAGACCACGGAGUCAUCAUCUCUCAGAUCGCCGGCCUGCUGGCACACGAGGAGAUAACUUGGGAUCUGUUCCACGCCAUUCUACUUCCCGGCACGCUGCUCGUCAGCACGGAUGCGGCGACGGGAGAGCCCCGCGCUCUACAGCUCAAGCAGUUCGACAAGGGAGCUCAAGGAUACGUCCUGAACUGCGAGGGCAUCGAUGUCAUGGACGUUGAGCUGGACGACGUCGCUGACUCUGAUCUGGCGCAUGCUCUACCCGCGAAGCGAUUCUGCAGGGUCGAGCACACUCGGUGCAUCCCGCGUUUCAAGGGGAUAGUGAAGAUCAAUACGUUGCCUGCGUACCCAAUCGAGUAUCACAGCAAUGAGGGGGGUCUGAGGGCGGCACUCCUUGCUCGGGCGCGCAAGUGGAUCGACUUGUACGGAGUGCAGCAUGUGCGGUAUCAAGGAAUUGCUGUCUAUAAUCGCAAGAAAUACGAGAUUGAUUCCAGGAUGAUGAUCGACGGAGCUACGUUCAGACACCAUAAUCCGAACUACGACAUGCCUGAGGAAGUUGAUCAGACAGAGUUCAGAGUCAUUCAAGCAGAAGUAACCAUUCCGGACUCAGACAUCAGACGAGCAUACACCCUGACACGCGACCCGGACGCGGCGUCCGAUGCUGGGGAGACAACUAUCCCGCAGUAUUUCAGUUGGCAACUGCCAGACAACGAUCUCAUUCUCGCUUCACCCGUGCUGUACGGGUUCAGCCUUUCCGACAAGCUAUGGCUCGAGUUCAACGUCGAGAAAAUCCACCCCAUCGUAUGGUCCGAUGAGCCCUUCACGAACCUUGUACUCCCGGGCAAUCGCAGGGAGCUCCUGCGAUCCCUCAUAGAGGCGCACAACUCCAACAUCAAUUUCGACGACUUCGUACAAGGGAAGGGCCAGGGCCUCGUCAUCAAUCUCUUCGGUCCUCCGGGAGUUGGAAAGACUCUGUCUGCGGAGGCAACCAGCGAGCACCUAAAGAGACCGCUUUACAUGAUCGGGGGCGGGGACCUUGGUACCGACGCCAACGCUGUCGAUACUGCUCUCAAGCGCGUCUUCAGUAUAGCUACGCGCUGGGGGGCGAUUGUCCUCAUAGACGAGGCAGACGUAUUCCUAGAACAGCGCUCUAUGCAUGACUUGUUGCGUAAUGCCAUGGUCGCGGUCUUUUUGCGGCAUGUCGAAUAUUACCGCGGGAUCCUUUUCCUCACCACAAACAGGGUGACGGCGUUCGAUCCAGCCUUCCUCUCUCGUAUCCACGUUGCCCUGCAUUACCGGGAACUGAGCAAGGAAGCGAAACUCAAGAUUUGGCAGGCUUUCCUUCAUAAAGUCAAUGUGGACGGCCUCACCGCAGAGCAGCUAGCCGAUCUCGUCAGUCGAGAGGUCAAUGGGCGCCAGAUCAAGAACGCUACCAGGACGGCCACCUCGCUGGCCAGGAGCCGUGGAGAGACGCUGGGGUACAAUCAUCUCGCUGAAACCCUAGAUGCGAUGGAAGACUUCGAGAGGGAGUUCAAUGCCAUAUCCCGCGUUGGCCUGUGA